Molecule: messenger RNA, 387 nt
Organism: Microthlaspi erraticum
Lineage: Eukaryota; Viridiplantae; Streptophyta; Magnoliopsida; Brassicales; Brassicaceae
Source: the annotation of a GenBank genome assembly
AUGAUUCUUCCUAAAAUAGAUGACCCAAAACCCUCAGGAAAACCUUUACCUAACAAAACUUCCGGUAACUUUGGCAUUACUCCUCAACGCUUGUACCGUCUUUAUUUCAAGGGUUUGGUACGUGAGCACUCAUUGGCGGGAUUUGGAGUUGCAAUUUGCGACCAAUAUGAUAAACUGUUGUUUCAGAUGAAGGGGCCAAUUCAUAGCCCCAAUGUUACUGUUUUGGAGUCUGAGCUUACUGCAUUGCAACGAGGACUAACCGAAGCCGCGACUUUGAGGAUCAAUCACCUCUCAAUCUACUUCGAUUAUCAGCCACUAUACAAAUUAGGGGUGACGAUCCAGGUGCGCAACGAGGACGUUGCGCAUAGUGAGUGGGGUGAGUUGUAA